UAUCACAAAUCCCUUUCAUUUUCGAUAUUCAGAAAAAGAAUAUAGAUCGAGAGAGAGGCUUAUCCACAUUGGAGGAAUGGCUCUUCUCUUCACUUCUCCCCUCUCCUCCGUGUGUCUCACUUCACCCUCAACUUCCAGAAUUUCUGCUAACGCUUGCAUCAGGUUGACCCACAAUGCCAUUGCUAUGCAUCAAAGAUCCUUUGUGGGAGGCUGGAUUCAAGCACCCUUUUUUCUCAACAACAGGGGUGCAUUGAUGGUUAAGGCCGCCUCUGAUGUCGAUGGAACAGAAUCCACUGCCUCAGAGUCUCCCGUCCCUGCUUCAGGCGGGAAAGAGAAAAGCACUCCCGUUGAGAACCUCCCUUUGCAGUCAAAGGUUCAGGAAGCGGAGCAGCAGAGGAUCAAGAUGAAGCUGGCCAAGAAAAUCAGGCUGAGGAGGAAGCGCCUUGUGAGGAAGCGACACCUGAGGAAGAAGGGACGAUGGCCGCCUUCAAAGAUGAAGAAGAACAAGAAUGUUUGAACAUCAUUUCCCUUACUUUUUGUUAACAAAAUGCACAUUAUGAUUAUUUCAUCAACUGCCAGUUUAGUUUUGGAUGGACUAUUAUAUUUUGAAUCCAAGUUUUUCCCUCUCCUUUCGCAUGGAAAA
Messenger RNA from Salvia splendens (bonfire salvia), 643 nucleotides. Its product is annotated as 50S ribosomal protein 5, chloroplastic. Gene Ontology annotation, cellular component: chloroplast thylakoid membrane. Bases 77 to 517 code for a protein of 146 amino acids. NCBI's taxonomy places the organism in Eukaryota, Viridiplantae, Streptophyta, Magnoliopsida, Lamiales, Lamiaceae. The record is from RefSeq and is a predicted model, not a curated record. The transcript is spliced from 2 exons. Gene Ontology annotation, biological process: plastid translation.